GCGCCGCACAGGAAGUACAAUUAUCAGCUGAUGCUGGUUGUUUUGAUGGAAGUUGCCGUUGUUUGCUGAGUGUCAAAGCUAGUCCUUUAUCUUCAAAUGAUACUGAAGACACGUAAAACUAAGAGGAAUUCAGUCGACAUUGUCUUAAUAGUGAGGCUAUAAAUAUUAGUUAACUGUUACAUUAUAUUAUAUCUUUGCUAGCAAGGUAGCUUGAAAGCUCGGGAAGAAAGAAAAACACCAACGUCAACGACACAGACCUAGCCUGCCAACGUAGCGUAGCUAGUAACUGGCGUUAACUAACGGGCCUUGGAAGUACUUUGUUUAUCAUGCAGUGACGACUUACCAAGUAUAGGAUUAUUCUUCAUUUUGAAGAGAUGUUUAAUUCAUUCAAAUUGUGCUUGAAUGUUCAUGUCACUAUCUGCUAACGUUACUGGAAAGGCUUCCAUACAGACGGUAUUCAUAGCUAGCUACAGGUCGCAGACAAUACGUCUUGUCAGAAGAGAAGGUUUGUGUUUGUUAUCGACCUAAAAAAGUAGGUGAGGUGGCUAACAUAGAUAUUAGACUGUUAUUUGCUUGCCAGUCUUAGUGGCUUAUCAGAGCAGUUGCAGGUUGUUGAAGCCGGAGUUUGGUGAUGUCAAGUUGUGGGAUUUUUUAAAUAUAGUUAAGAAGCCAGCAACAAAUGUGUCCAGCCAUUGUAUUUGUUCAUUUGACUUUGAUGUGUAAUACCCUGUAGCUAACUCUGUCACGUUGAACGGGACAUAUAGCUAGCUAGUCCCUUUGUGUUUUAUUGUUCGUUACGCAAUCCUUUUAUUAGCGACCAGCUUAGCUUGCUAGCAAAGUUGGCUAUGUCAGUAAAUAUCACUUGUCCAUCAGCAUGGUGACAUUAACUGUAAUGAGUUAAUUAAGCUGUUGUGUGGAAAUCACGUUUACACUGGUUGUGCAGUUCGGGGCGUUUGGUGAAUCUGUGGUGUUUUAUGUCCGUAAACUAGUAUUCUGUACUGUGACAUCAACUUGAUGUUGUUUAGAGGCCGUGUAGUUGGUACUGAGAUAUAAGUGGAGACUGUAGUCAGGAUAGAAGAGAGAAAGAGAGAGGUGCAGCCGUGGCCCAGACAGAGACGCGCGGUGUCCGUCACUCUCCUUCCUCGCCAAUGCUGGAUCUGGAAGUGGUUCCUGAGAGAUCUCUUGGAAAUGAACAAUGGGAAUUCGCAUUAGGGAUGCCAUUGGCCCAAGCCAUCUCCAUUCUUCAGAAGCACUGCCGCAUCAUCAAGAACGUUCAGGUGCUCUACAGUGAACAGACACCACUCUGUCAUGACCUCAUCCUCAACCUCACUCAGGAUGGAAUCAAACUGCUGUUCGACGCCUGCAACCAGAGGCUGAAGGUGAUUGAAGUUUACGACCUCAGCAAGGUGAAAUUGAAAUACUGUGGAGUCCACUUCAACUCUCAGGCCAUAGCCCCCACCAUAGAGCAGAUAGACCAGUCAUUUGGAGCCACACACCCUGGAGUGUACAAUGCCGCAGAGCAGCUCUUUCACUUGAACUUCAGAGGAUUGUCCUUUUCCUUCCAACUGGACUCGUGGAACGAAGCUCCUAAAUAUGAGCCUAACUUUGCCCUCGGCUUGGCCUCCCUGCAGAUACCCCAUGGUGCCACCGUCAAGAGAAUGCACAUCUACACUGGCAACAACCUGCAAGACACCAGGGCUCCAGUGAUGCCUCUGGCCUGUUUCUUUGGAAACGUGUACGCAGAGUGUGUGGAUGUGCUGAGAGAUGGGGCGGGGCCUCUGGGUCUGAGACUCCGCCUUCUCACCGCAGGCUGUGGCCCUGGGGUGAUGGCAGAUGCCAAAGUGCGGGCCAUGGAGAGGAGCAUCUACUUUGGAGAUUCAUGCCAGGAUGUCCUCAGCGCCCUGGGCUCUCCUCACAAAGUCUUCUACAAGUCUGAAGACAAGAUGAAGAUUCACUCCCCCUCCCCCCACAAGCAGGUUCCGUCCAAAUGCAACGACUAUUUCUUCAACUACUUUACCCUGGGAGUGGAUAUCCUGUUCGACUCCACCACUCAGCUGGUGAAGAAGUUUGUCCUCCACACCAACUUUCCCGGUCACUACAACUUCAACAUAUAUCAUCGAUGUGACUUCAAGAUUCCACUGGUCAUCAAAAAAGAAGGAGCUGAUUCUCACGGGGAGGACUGCAUCCUCACUACUUACAGCAAGUGGGAUCAGAUUCAGGAGCUGCUAGGACACCCAGUGGAGAAACCUGUCGUCCUCCACCGGUCCUCGUCAGCCAACAACACCAACCCGUUCGGCUCCACCUUCUGCUUCGGCCUGCAGAGGAUGAUCUUUGAGGUGAUGCAGAACAACCACAUAGCGUCAGUGACGCUGUAUGGAGCCCCUCGAACUAGCAGCCUGCCACGAGCCGACACUAGUGUCCACUGAUAACCACCACUGCCAACCCAGCUGGACCCAAACGGCAUCACAUCAACCAGAACCACAUCAACCUGACCCAACUGGACCCAAACAGCACCACAUCAACCAGAACCACAUCAACCUGACCCAACUGGACCCAAACAGCACCACAUCAACCCAACUGGAGCCUCCAGGACUCAGGCCUCCAGAACCCCCCCCUGACCCCCACUCCUCCAGCCCAGAUCAUCUCCAUCAGCAAAACUUGUUAGUUCACGUGUUGGCAGUGUUUCAUCCAUGAACAUUUGUAUGCUUAGUGCACGCAUGCACGAACAAACCUACAUUUGCUUACACUCAUGAGAACCUGCAUGCAUGCUGCUGUUUUUAAACUGACUUUAACUUGACAUUUUACAGACUUUUAUUGCAUAAAAGACACACACUCACACACUCUCAUACUGGUACAUUAAUCCUGAGAUUCCAAUCCUUUCACCACUAUGUUCAUGUUACACACACACACACACAUCAUGGAGACGAGCUUAUCCAUCUUCUGUACUAACACACAACACAAUAGACCUGUCUGCAAACACUCAGCCACGCAUGUUGCCUGACCCGCAGGAUUGCAUGACAACAUGUUCUUUUCCUAGCGUGUUGAAGCACAAACUGGCUUGUGCUUGGGAUCUGUAUGUAUUGCAUGCUGCGAGGGCUGGGUUUUGGCAUAUUCACCAUGAACACACACACUCAAAACACGUCCAGGUUCAUACACCUAUGCCAUGACCAAGUCCACAGCACAAGCCAGCUCCUGGCAUACAUGAGUAAUGCUUUUAUUUAUUUUUCAGGCAAGAUAGAAACAUUGGUUUAACCAUUUGCACUAAAACUACUUGACCAUUGUCUCCCUUCCUCUGAGGUUGUGUUCAGGCUCUGAUAUGACAGAGGAUUGAAGGGAGAGCCGACAGCACUGUGUGUGUGUGUGUGUGUGUGUGUGUGUGUAAGUCCACGUCUUCCAUCUUCUCUCGUCCCUUGUAAAGCCAUGUUUCCACCACCCCUUUCUCAUCCCGUAUGUCCAUCUGGCUGUCUGUCUGUCUCUGGCUGUCUCUGUCUGUCUAUCUGUCUAUCUGUCUCUGGAUCUCUGUCUCUGGAUAUCUGUCUCUGGAUCUCUGUCUCUGGAUAUCUGUCUGUCUCUGGAUAUCUGUCUGUAUACCGGCUGGCGUCCAUCGGCGACAAUCUGGUACUGUCGCUCAAGCCAUCGCCGUUCUCAUGCUUCAUCCUUUCGGUUUCGUUGCAUUGCCAAACAUUUAGCCAAAGACGUUUAUUCCCACUGGUGGUUCCCCUCCUCCAGACUGCUUUUAGUUUGUCGCCUCAGCUUGACCUCCCGUCCACGGGGACAUUCCCUGCCUAUCCGAAAGAUCUUCACCUGUACUAGGUCACCUUUUCUAGACAUGAUUCCCUGCUCUGCGUUUUUGCCGAAGACCUCCUCUGGGUAUGUUUGUUUUGUAGAUCUGUGUGGGGCACCUUGCAUCAGGUGACAGGAAGCAGAGGCAGCUGCAGCUCUUCUAGCUCACUGUCUGAUGAUGAUGAUGAUGAUGAUGAUGUAUAGAUGUGUAAAUAGUCAGUGUGCUGGUCUCCCUCGUCUUGUCUGGUAAAGCUGAGGGUACUAUGUGGGUCCGGCCCAGGAGACACCUGGUCUGGCUACUCACCCGUGUGACCAGAGACUGCUUCUGGGGGACAGAACAGUUCGGACUGGCCUCCCUCUCCCUCCCUGCUCUCUAGUGAGCGUGACCACUAUGACGGGCGGGCCGGCCGGGGGACAGCGGAGACGUCAACUCAGAGGGACUUUGUUGUGUUCUGUUCUAUUCUCACUUGGGUUGCUAUGACAAGCCUGUAUAUUGUUGAUAUUGAUGUUAUUGUCCCUUGCUUUGUGCAGGUUGUAUACCUUGAAGAAAAAAAAAAGAAAAAAAAAAGCUGUUUUAACAUUGUGCCUCAUCUCCAACCGACCUUGUCUUCACCUCUCUGUCCCUCCUUCUCUCUCUCUGUCCCUCCUCUCUCUCUCUGUCCCUCCUUCUCUCUCUGUCCCUCCUUCUCUCUCUGUCCCUCCUUCUCUCUCUCUCCCUUCUCUCUCCGUCCCUCUCUCUCUCUCGCGCUCGAAACGAUUCCUACUAAACUGCAUCGCGUGCGUAUGACAGCGCGUCAACAAGACCCGAUCCGUCUCCCGUGCUCGUCCUGCUGGGCGGGCUGUUCUAGUGGUGUCUAACUCAGCCAUGAAGGGACCAGGCUCAAAUGACAACACACCUGUCUACUGCAAUUAGUGUUUCGUUUCAUGUCCUUAUGGUCAAUACAUGUCCACUACAGUGGGACCAUAGGUCAUUUUUAGGGCUACACAUUUUCGGGGGAACAUUUGCCUGCCUUUCAUGGCCUGGGUUAGACACAGGGGCUAUGUCAAAGUUGCAAUUACAAUAUGAGUUUAGUCUUGUUCUGUUGUAGCAUUCGCCGACUUGCUCUGGGUGGAUGUGAGCUCUGGAGCACGUUGCAGCAGCAUAGGCAGUGUUACAGGGAGGUCACUGCUGAGAGUGGAUGACAGCUUGCUUGACUGCUGGGCUGUUGGCCUGUUAGCCCAAACUCAGGUGAACAUAUCAGAUCCUUUUUGUUUUUAAUUGCCUGGAGCAGCUGACUGCUUUGCUCGCGUCUAAUAGGCUGAUUGAUAUCCUCUCCUAUUUUGGCAUUGGAAUGAUUGAGUGAAUGAUGUCCAAUCAGAUUGUAAAAAGCAAAUGGACAAAUUCAGUGUAAUGUUCAUAUUCAUGCUAUGUAUUGUCUACCUUUUAUAUUGUAUGUUUACCUCGGCCCUGCUCCUUAAAGCUUUUGCGUGGAUCCAGUUCUAUCCCACCCAUUUCUGGAAAUGGGAGAUUUCUCCUUGAUUAAACAUGUGAAUUACA
Osmerus eperlanus (European smelt) is the source of this 5320-nucleotide messenger RNA. RefSeq names its product phagosome assembly factor 1 (gene phaf1). Lineage: Eukaryota; Metazoa; Chordata; Actinopteri; Osmeriformes; Osmeridae. Gene Ontology annotation, biological process: Golgi to plasma membrane protein transport. The transcript is spliced from 16 exons. The record is from RefSeq and is a predicted model, not a curated record. The coding region runs from base 1149 to 2426 and encodes 425 amino acids. Gene Ontology annotation, cellular component: synaptic vesicle membrane; trans-Golgi network; dendrite.